Messenger RNA from Camellia sinensis, 852 nucleotides. RefSeq names its product chloroplast import component Tic20-II (gene TIC20-II). Lineage: Eukaryota; Viridiplantae; Streptophyta; Magnoliopsida; Ericales; Theaceae. The record is from RefSeq and is a predicted model, not a curated record.
GAACCCCCAACCUGCCAUUCCACAACCCCAAACCCAAACCGCCCGAAACAACCAGCAAUCGAAGAAAAAUGGCGUCCAUUCCUCUCCUCCGCCUCUCCCUCCUCCCACCCCAGACCUCCCCAUCAAAAAAACCCUCCUCUUCCUCUGCCAAUAUCACCGCCCGGUUGCCUCAUCCGCUCCGACCAACGGUCCCGAUCUCACUCCCCCGACUCACCCCACCACCACCAACCGUCCGAUCCAUUUCCAUGUCCUACAACCCAACUCCGGCCACCGACCGCCUCAUCUCCGCCGUGGCGUACUUCCUCCCUUUCUUCAACGGUCUCCAUUACGGGCGCUUCGUCUUCGCCCAGUACCCCACUCUGGGCGCCGCCUUCGAGCCCAUCUUACCUCUCCUCAGCCUGUACCGCUCUGUGCCGUACGCGAGCUUCGUUGCCUUCUUCGCACUCUAUCUCGGGGUGGUGCGAAACCCUAGUCUGAGCCGGUAUGUCAGAUUCAAUGCUAUGCAAGCGGUGGUGCUGGAUGUGCUCCUCGUGAUUCCACUCCUUCUUCAGCGGAUCUUCAAUCCGGGUCGGGCUGGGAUUGGGUACAAGAUCAUGGUGAUGAGUCAUAAUGCUAUAUUCGUGUUCAUUGUGUUUUGCUUUGUUUAUAGCUUGGUUUAUAGUAUUCUGGGUCGGACCCCUUACUUGCCCUUUGUUGCUGAUGCUGCUGGUAGGCAAUUGUGAAAUAAAGCCUAGGGUUUAGGGCUUUUUUGUUUUUUGGGUUCUGCUAGGGUUUUCCUUGUUUCUUGGUAUGCUGUACUGCAAAGAAUAUGUCUACAAAUUACCAUUAUGUGAAUUUUUGCUUUUUUCACAA